AUGACCUAUAAGGUUCCCUCUGGGCCGCAGGGCGCGAAUCUACAGUGCACGUCGGCGCUCAUGCUUACCGAACUUCAUCUCCUGGAAGCAGCACCUCCUUUCUCAGGCACGGUCACACUAGAACUGAACUACUGCCCAGGGCAAGGAGAAGAGGGCAAGGAGAAGAGGGCAAGGAGAAGAGGGCAAGGAGAAGAGGGCAAGGAGAAGAGGGCAAGGAGAAGAGGGCAAGGAGAAGAGGGCAAGGAGAAGAGGGCAAGGAGAAGAGGGCAAGGAGAAGAGGGCAAGGAGAAGAGGGCAAGGAGAAGAGGGCAAGGAGAAGAGGGCAAGGAGAAGAGGGCAAGGAGAAGAGGGCAAGGAGAAGAGGGCAAGGAGAAGAGGGCAAGGAGAAGAGGGCAAGGAGAAGAGGGCAAGGAGAAGAGGGCAAGGAGAAGAGGGCAAGGAGAAGAGGGCAAGGAGAAGAGGGCAAGGAGAAGAGGGCAAGGAGAAGAGGGCAAGGAGAAGAGGGCAAGGAGAAGAGGGCAAGGAGAAGAGGGCAAGGAGAAGAGGGCAAGGAGAAGAGGGCAAGGAGAAGAGGGCAAGGAGAAGAGGGCAAGGAGAAGAGGGCAAGGAGAAGAGGGCAAGGAGAAGAGGGCAAGGAGAAGAGGGCAAGGAGAAGAGGGCAAGGAGAAGAGGGCAAGGAGAAGAGGGCAAGGAGAAGAGGGCAAGGAGAAGAGGGCAAGGAGAAGAGGGCAAGGAGAAGAGGGCAAGGAGAAGAGGGCAAGGAGAAGAGGGCAAGGAGAAGAGGGCAAGGAGAAGAGGGCAAGGAGAAGAGGGCAAGGAGAAGAGGGCAAGGAGAAGAGGGCAAGGAGAAGAGGGCAAGGAGAAGAGGGCAAGGAGAAGAGGGCAAGGAGAAGAGGGCAAGGAGAAGAGGGCAAGGAGAAGAGGGCAAGGAGAAGAGGGCAAGGAGAAGAGGGCAAGGAGAAGAGGGCAAGGAGAAGAGGGCAAGGAGAAGAGGGCAAGGAGAAGAGGGCAAGGAGAAGAGGGCAAGGAGAAGAGGGCAAGGAGAAGAGGGCAAGGAGAAGAGGGCAAGGAGAAGAGGGCAAGGAGAAGAGGGCAAGGAGAAGAGGGCAAGGAGAAGAGGGCAAGGAGAAGAGGGCAAGGAGAAGAGGGCAAGGAGAAGAGGGCAAGGAGAAGAGGGCAAGGAGAAGAGGGCAAGGAGAAGAGGGCAAGGAGAAGAGGGCAAGGAGAAGAGGGCAAGGAGAAGAGGGCAAGGAGAAGAGGGCAAGGAGAAGAGGGCAAGGAGAAGAGGGCAAGGAGAAGAGGGCAAGGAGAAGAGGGCAAGGAGAAGAGGGCAAGGAGAAGAGGGCAAGGAGAAGAGGGCAAGGAGAAGAGGGCAAGGAGAAGAGGGCAAGGAGAAGAGGGCAAGGAGAAGAGGGCAAGGAGAAGAGGGCAAGGAGAAGAGGGCAAGGAGAAGAGGGCAAGGAGAAGAGGGCAAGGAGAAGAGGGCAAGGAGAAGAGGGCAAGGAGAAGAGGGCAAGGAGAAGAGGGCAAGGAGAAGAGGGCAAGGAGAAGAGGGCAAGGAGAAGAGGGCAAGGAGAAGAGGGCAAGGAGAAGAGGGCAAGGAGAAGAGGGCAAGGAGAAGAGGGCAAGGAGAAGAGGGCAAGGAGAAGAGGGCAAGGAGAAGAGGGCAAGGAGAAGAGGGCAAGGAGAACAGGGCAAGGAGAACAGGGCAAGGAGAAGAGGGCAAGGAGAAGAGGGCAAGGAGAAGAGGGCAAGGAGAAGAGGGCAAGGAGAAGAGGGCAAGGAGAAGAGGGCAAGGAGAAGAGGGCAAGGAGAAGAGGGCAAGGAGAAGAGGGCAAGGAGAAGAGGGCAAGGAGAAGAGGGCAAGGAGAAGAGGGCAAGGAGAAGAGGGCAAGGAGAAGAGGGCAAGGAGAAGAGGGCAAGGAGAAGAGGGCAAGGAGAAGAGGGCAAGGAGAAGAGGGCAAGGAGAAGAGGGCAAGGAGAAGAGGGCAAGGAGAAGAGGGCAAGGAGAAGAGGGCAAGGAGAAGAGGGCAAGGAGAAGAGGGCAAGGAGAAGAGGGCAAGGAGAAGAGGGCAAGGAGAAGAGGGCAAGGAGAAGAGGGCAAGGAGAAGAGGGCAAGGAGAAGAGGGCAAGGAGAAGAGGGCAAGGAGAAGAGGGCAAGGAGAAGAGGGCAAGGAGAAGAGGGCAAGGAGAAGAGGGCAAGGAGAAGAGGGCAAGGAGAAGAGGGCAAGGAGAAGAGGGCAAGGAGAAGAGGGCAAGGAGAAGAGGGCAAGGAGAAGAGGGCAAGGAGAAGAGGGCAAGGAGAAGAGGGCAAGGAGAAGAGGGCAAGGAGAAGAGGGCAAGGAGAAGAGGGCAAGGAGAAGAGGGCAAGGAGAAGAGGGCAAGGAGAAGAGGGCAAGGAGAAGAGGGCAAGGAGAAGAGGGCAAGGAGAAGAGGGCAAGGAGAAGAGGGCAAGGAGAAGAGGGCAAGGAGAAGAGGGCAAGGAGAAGAGGGCAAGGAGAACAGGGCAAGGAGAACAGGGCAAGGAGAAGAGGGCAAGGAGAAGAGGGCAAGGAGAAGAGGGCAAGGAGAAGAGGGCAAGGAGAAGAGGGCAAGGAGAAGAGGGCAAGGAGAAGAGGGCAAGGAGAAGAGGGCAAGGAGAAGAGGGCAAGGAGAAGAGGGCAAGGAGAAGAGGGCAAGGAGAAGAGGGCAAGGAGAAGAGGGCAAGGAGAAGAGGGCAAGGAGAAGAGGGCAAGGAGAAGAGGGCAAGGAGAAGAGGGCAAGGAGAAGAGGGCAAGGAGAAGAGGGCAAGGAGAAGAGGGCAAGGAGAAGAGGGCAAGGAGAAGAGGGCAAGGAGAAGAGGGCAAGGAGAAGAGGGCAAGGAGAAGAGGGCAAGGAGAAGAGGGCAAGGAGAAGAGGAUGGCGGAGCGCGUCGGAAGUGUUCCUGUCGCUGUGCCCGAGGCGAAGCGGAAGCCGUACUACGUGCCGUGGCACGAGUACGGAAAGGUAAGUGAUAUGUUGCACACGGUGUCAGGCCACUGCUACCGACAUGACGUGCAAUCUGAGCCGUCCCCGAGAUCCGCGCUCACAUAUGUAGUAUCAAACGUGGCAGCAGGUAAGGUGCAAGAGAGGCAAGGUGGAGGCGAAACAGCCCGACAGCAGCCGCCGCAGCAGCACCGCGAUGUGGUUGAGGCAGAGGGAGGCAAAGAGGAGGAGGAGGUGAGGGAGGCCAAGACCAGCCGCGGCCUGCUGCGGCGGCUGCUGGCCUGCUGCCUCUGCAUUAGGCUGCCACGAGGCCGCAGGUCCAGGAGGACCAGCAGAGUUCAUCCUGAAGAAGCGCCGACACCUGGCAGUCAGGCUAGGGAAGUGAGCCCUGCCAAUAAAAUCCCGGAAUCGUACACGAAGGAGAAGCAAGAGCUGGUGUCGGCGUGGGUGCUGAGGCAUUUUGGGAGCGCCCGGGAGCGCUGCAGGUGGGUGGAAGGGCUGCACGAAGAUGCCGUCAGCGAGGAAGCUGCAGAGGUGACGUAUUGUGAACGUUUCAGCUACGCAAGCAGUGGUGAGUAG
Schistocerca nitens (vagrant locust) is the source of this 3543-nucleotide messenger RNA. RefSeq lists its product as uncharacterized. Lineage: Eukaryota; Metazoa; Arthropoda; Insecta; Orthoptera; Acrididae. The transcript has 6 exons. Bases 1 to 3543 code for a protein of 1180 amino acids. The record is from RefSeq and is a predicted model, not a curated record.